Messenger RNA from Wickerhamiella sorbophila, 1641 nucleotides. RefSeq lists its product as hypothetical. The transcript has a single exon. Bases 1 to 1641 code for a protein of 546 amino acids. The record is from RefSeq and is a predicted model, not a curated record. Lineage: Eukaryota; Fungi; Ascomycota; Dipodascomycetes; Dipodascales; Trichomonascaceae.
AUGGACGGGUGGGACCUAAUAACAAAAAAAGCGUGUCGAGAUUACCUGUUGUCAUCCAUGUUCCAAGUUCCGGAAAGGUCACCAUUGCGAGAGUUGGGCGGGAAGUCGGGCUAUCGAGGUUCCGGAUCUCACCAACCGCAGCACCAUGAUGGGCCCGCCGUUCUUGAUACCCCAAUUCACAUAAAAGAGAGUGCGCCGGUUAAAGAAACGCUUCCCCAGGCUGCCCCUGUGAAAAGACGACCCAGGACGUCGCCGCCCAAAUGGGAAACAGCCGAUUAUUCGUUUGAUCAAGAGCAUGCAUAUGAGUCCCACGUCCAACGCAUGGCUUCAAGCAGCGGUCCAACAUCUAUGCCCUCCCUGAGACGCCAAAACGCAGUGCGAACACCGUUUGGUCGGGUUCGAGAUGCUGUCAAGAGAUUUUUGCGUCACCACCUUUUGCGUAAAUCGUCCAAGGUCAGUUUCCAUUUCACAAAGGCGUACUUGACGAGAAACACAUCCUUUGUUAUCACGCCGGACAUUUCAGCAUGGAACAUGAAGUUCAGAAAGCGGGACCUCAUCAAGAAGCGACCCCGUCCUUUGUCCUGGCAAAGUGCCCGGCCUGUAAAGGCGUUUAGAGGUGCCGAAGCGAUGGCCCGCACUGCCGGUCACCACGCAACCGGGGCACUUCGAGAGCUGGCAAUGUCGAACACUAGUCCCGACGGAGCGAACGAUGUGAAAGCCAAUGACAGCACCGGCGGUGAUUCUUGGACAAAGGUUAGCUUACCGGCCCAACCAGGUUAUGGUCCUGAACCGAUUCUCAGAAAAGUUAGUGGGCCCAGGCCAGCUCCUGGCACCCAAUCUCCAACACCUGAAUCAAGAGGCCUACGUGGACCAAGGCCAAUAUCUGCCCCCGCGGGACCAGUUGCGAUAUCUGUGACCCCUAAUCCCAUAAUUACUUCGGCACCGGGCCCAAUGCCGAAUCACAGAUUCUCUGCAAUCAUACCCCGCCGGCAAGAAGACGAGUUGGCCGGACUUGCGCUCUAUGAGAAUGACCCUGAUCCAGUAGACGUGUCGGAGGCCCUUCAAUUUGUAGACGCGUGGUCAUCGUACCUACGCCGGGCUAUUGCCCAACGGGCACUGCUUCGGAAAACGUUCGAGAAUAGCGAUAUCUCUCGAAAUGGAGGGAAUCUGAGUGCUUCAUCCGAGAGUGACGAUGGAUUCUCGGCUGAUUCUGACGGACCACAAAUCCUGGAAGAGUUGCUGGUUGCAACCCCAUCUCAGGCUGGCGGUAGUAACGAAGCUCGCUUUGGCACACCUGGACCACUGGUUAUCCAGCCUACGAUGACAAAAUCGAGAAAGCGUGUUUCACAAAUGUCCACCUUGAGUGAUAUGUCCCUGGGCGAGAUCCAAGAGGUCCGGAGGGUACCUACACUAAAGUCUAUCACUGCUCGCUACUCUCAUCUUUUUGGGAGCCACGGUAUUCGUGAAAUUGACACAUCCUGGGUGCCUGAGGCUGAAAACUCAGACUCUGGAGACAUACCUGCUGAAAACUCAGAGUCCGGAGACAUGCCUGCUGGCGGUAAAAACGGUGAUGAAGGCAUGUGGGUGUCCGGUCAACUUGGCGAAGAUACAACAGCAUGGCAAGCUACAGAUAGCGAUUAA